UUACAUAAUUGUCUUUCUGGGAGUUGUGCUAAAGUCUAGCUGGUGCAGACCUGCACUUGUCAUCUACUAUGAACUGAAGUGAUGUCUUGGUUUAGAUGAUAUCAGUGAUGCCGGUUUUUAACUGUUUCUCCGCCUUCUUCUUCUCUAAACCCCUCCCUAUCCAGUCUCUUCUUUAACAGGGUGCAGAGCAGUCAGUGCAGUUACUGGAUUAGAUACUCAUCUCCUCUUGGCUGACUGAAGGCUCUAUUACCAAAGAAGAAUUAAAUUCAGCACUGGUUGAGAGGUUGCUGAGAUCCGCGCCUUAUACCAUCUCCACAGAAGUGGGAAGAGUCCACACAUGGAGGGAAGAGUCCACCCAGAGAGAAGCAGGAAUGAAAAAGUGUUGAACUGCUUAUGCCUGAGACCCAGCGCGAUUUUCAGGCUGAUCUGCUUUCCCUGGGCAGGCAGCGGCUCUCUGUAUUUUGCGAAAUGGGGCGAAAAGAUUCAUGAUUCAUUGGAAGUGUACUCUGUAAGAUUUGCUGGAAGAGAAAGUCGGAUUGAAGAACCUUUUGCAAAUGACAUUCAUGAGGUGGUUGAUGAAAUCGUUUGUGCUUUGCUGCCACUUGUUCAAGAUAAACCAUUUGCAUUUUUUGGACAUAGCAUGGGAUCCCUUAUUGCUUUUAUGACUGCACUGCACCUGAAAGAAAAAUAUAAGUUGGAACCAAUGCACCUUUUUAUGUCAAGCGUAACUCCUCCCUAUUCAAAGGCCUGGAUUUCAUUGCCCAAACCGGAUGACUUGUCAGAAGAACAAAUUAGAAGUUACCUUGUAGAUUUUGGAGGCACCCCAAAGGAUUUUAUCGAGAGCCAGGAAAUUGUCCAACAAAGUUUUCCCAUUGUAUUGGCAGACUUACGCGUUGUAAGUACAAUUAGCUUCAACAUUUUCUCAGAGGAAGUCCUUUCUUGUGACGUCACAGCCUUUAUUGGAUCUGAAGACAUAGCAAAGGAUAUGGAAGCCUGGAAAACUGUAACCAGUGGAAGUUUUGAUCUUCAUGUACUGCCAGGAAAUCACUUUCAUCUUAGGGAACCUGUCAAUGAGGAAUUCAUCAGGAACUACGUAACCAAGUGUCUAGAAUUGUCUUCACUUGCCAACUUUUAGCUAUUUUCUUUUUGGCCUUAAAAUAGUCAAAAGUGUUGGGCUAGGCAAAGUGACAAAGGCCUGUAAUACUAGCACUUUGGAAACUACGGCUGCUUGAUUGCCAGUUUAACACAAGCCUGGGCUACAUAGCAACUCUGUCUCAAAAAUAAAAAGGAGGGGGAGAUCAUAUACUGUUCUCAUAGUUAUUUAAAUGUAGCUCCUUAAUUUUAUUCAGAGCUUAGAAAUUAUACAUCUUCUCUUAAGAGUGAUUUGUUUAUGUACUAAUGUAUCAUUCCAUGGAACUUUUAUGUAUCAGGGGAUAAAGGAAAAACAGCUAAAAGAAUGCUUCUAACUCAGUUAAUUUUCACCUGUGGGAAGGCUGUCAAUAAUUUUCUUGGCAAAUUAUCUAUUUGUUUUUGCUUCAAUAAUUAUUAUUGUUACUAUUUUGCAGCGCUAGGGAUUGAACCCAAGGCCUCAUGCAUGCUAGGCUUGCCAUCACCAGGCAAGCAUUCAUCCCCAGCCCCAUGCAGCUCUUUUAAUGGUGUAAGUGAUUGUCAGGGGAAAUGCAUGGAAUUAAAAUCACUGUUUUAGCAACCCA
Molecule: messenger RNA, 1712 nt
Organism: Cavia porcellus (domestic guinea pig)
Lineage: Eukaryota; Metazoa; Chordata; Mammalia; Rodentia; Caviidae
Gene: Olah
Product: oleoyl-ACP hydrolase
Exons: 7
Coding region: 338-1135 (265 amino acids)
Biological process (GO): lipid biosynthetic process
Source: RefSeq, a predicted model, not a curated record